Spirodela intermedia is the source of this 453-nucleotide messenger RNA. The record is from the annotation of a GenBank genome assembly. NCBI's taxonomy places the organism in Eukaryota, Viridiplantae, Streptophyta, Magnoliopsida, Alismatales, Araceae.
AUGGCCAACCACGACGUAACCACGCUCGCAGAAGCUCUCGCCACCGCCGGCAGACAGGGUCCCCAGAGAGGAGUUCCGAGCGGCGGGAGCGCGGGGCUUUCUCGCAACAAUCGGUUCAGCGACAUGGAGUUGGUGGCGGCACAGCAGCUGGUGAUGCUGAGCGAGAGCAGCAGCGAGGAGACGGCGCUGCCGGGGGCAAGCGGCUUCUCCACCGCCGCCGCCGCCUCCUCCUCCUCCUCCACCUCCCUACCUUCUGUGAGCAACGCGCUGCAGGCGCCCGUGGAGACGACCGCGGCCGGCGAGGACGAAGACGGAGAGGAGAUGUCCACAGGGCCAAGCACCCGCAGGCGGCGAUACCGGUCGAUUCGUAUCAUCUAUGAGAUCACGAGCCCAAUCGCCGGCGACGGGAAGUGGAGGAACGUGGCGCAGCGCAGGAAGCCGAAUCGUGCAUAG